AUGCAGCUCCAGCAAGAUAUUGCCGCAGGGCACGAUGAUAAGCACGAAGGGGGCAAUGAGCAGCGUCACUGGGGCAGCAUGGAGCAAUCCAUGGAAAUAAGAGAACGGCACACUACCGUAGCUCUGCAACAUCGACAACUCGACCAGGAGCCUGCAUUUCGUGACCUGGCCACUCCAUUGAUUGGGAAUAUCACCUGCGUCGCCCUGGCUAAUCCCCGAAUGAACCUCGAAACAACCAAGCACCCUGUACCAAGCUCUUCUACCAAAGGGCCACACCAUGAUCCAGACACUGUGAUAGUUACUUGGGAUGGACCAGAUGAUCCGCAAGAUCCAUUCAAUUGGCCUCUGCGGAAGAAAUGGUGGACGACUGGACUUGGCCUUGUUGCAAGUUUUGUCUGUUCCAUGAACGGAACCAUCAUCGCGGUAGCCCACAAGGCCAUUAGCGAUGAAUUUCACAUCUCCGACGAGACCUUUCCUCACUCCUACUGGCUGACCACUUCCUGGGGGAUAGGGGCUGCGCUGUGCCCGCUUUUUCUGUUUCCUAUCAUGGAGGACUUUGGAGUUCGACCCGUGCUCCUCGGCGCCUAUUUCUUCUUCAUCUGUGUUUUAAUUCCCGUCGGUCUGGCUCGAAACUUUGCAACUCUUAUCGUGGUUCGGUUCUUUAGCGGCGGGUGCGUUCCACUUAUAAGCGAUGCCGUCGCUGGCGUCAUAUCAAAUGUGUUUGACGGAGAUCGAGCCCGGAGUGUCCCAAUAAGUCUGUAUGUCACGGUAUAUCUUGCGUCGACAAGCAUGGGCCCUGUAGUUGGUUCCUCUAUCCUGCAGUUCCUAUCUUGGCGUUGGAUUGGUUACACGGAAUUAAUCUGGACCGCUGCCCUUUUUCCCCUCUUCAUCGCUGGUUUCCCUGAGAGCCGCGGUUCAGCUAUCCUGCUAGCCAGGGCCAAGCAACUGCGCAACCAGGGAAAAAGAGCAUACACAGCAGCAGAGCUCAAUCAUCCUAGACCGUUGAGCCAGGCUGUCAUCGAGAGUAUACAACGGCCUCUGUACAUGCUAUGUACAGAAUCCGUGGUUUUUGUUGCUAGUCUCUGGGCUGCUUUCAGUCUGGGAACCAUUUACCUAUUCACCCAAUCCGUCGAGCAAGUGUACGGAGAGCUCUAUAGCUGGAAUGUCUCGCAGGCAGGAUACGUCCAAGGUGCUAUUGUCAUUGGAGAAAUCCUUGGCUGCGGGCUUUGCAUCUCCACUAAUCACUGGUACUAUGAUUCUGCUGCCCGCAAUCCUGAAGCUGCUCCAGAUACGUGUACGCCUAUUCCCGAGGCUAGGCUGUACACAUCAAUCGUUGGAGGGCUUUUCGGCGUCACCGGCGGCAUGUUUGUGUAUGCAUGGACUUCGUAUACCGCCGUGCAUUGGAUGGCACCUACGCUUGGCUUGGCUAUGGUCGGGUUCGGCACCACGGCAGUCAUUGUAGGCAAUGCAAACUAUCUUGUAGAUGCGUAUAGUAAGUAUGCGGCCAGCGCGCUCGCGGCUGUCGGCCUGGUCGAGAACAUCUCCAUUGCUUUUCUCCCGCUUGCCACUACGGUCAUGUAUACGGAUCUUGGAUUCCAGUGGGCGAGCUCCCUUCUUGCUUUCCUCUCGUUGGUUCUUGUUGCUACCCCGUUUGUCCUGCUCAAGUGGGGCACAGUCGUCAGAUCUCGCAGUCCGUUCAUGAAACAUGCCGUUAUCGACCGGCGAAGAGACUGUGUCCUGAACGUAUCCCCCGCCGUUGUCCCAGCAGCAGCAGCUAGCGUAUAG
Messenger RNA from Xylona heveae TC161, 1785 nucleotides. Its product is annotated as MFS general substrate transporter. The transcript has 5 exons. Gene Ontology annotation, biological process: transmembrane transport. NCBI's taxonomy places the organism in Eukaryota, Fungi, Ascomycota, Xylonomycetes, Xylonales, Xylonaceae. The record is from RefSeq and is a predicted model, not a curated record. Gene Ontology annotation, molecular function: transmembrane transporter activity. The coding region runs from base 1 to 1785 and encodes 594 amino acids.